UCGAGCAUAAUAGAACAAAUAAAGUAAAUUAGUGAGAAAAUAUAUUGCAAAAAAAUCAUUUAAAAAUUAUGGAGUGUAUUUUAUAAGUUUACUUUAAUAACUUAUUUAAGGGUAAAAGUUAUAUUUUGGCACAUUAAAAGAAAAAUGUCGGUUCAGCAAUUUUGUUUGCGAUGGAAUAAUCACCAACCGAAUUUUAUAUCUGUUUGUUCGUCUCUACUACAUAAUGGAACAUUAGUAGAUGUUACAUUAGCUGCCGAAGGAAAGCAGUUACAAGCUCAUAAAAUUGUUCUUUCAGCUUGCAGCUCGUAUUUUCAAACAUUGUUCACUACAAAUCCGUGUAAGCAUCCAAUAGUAAUAUUAAAAGAUGUUCAGUAUAACGAUCUAAAAACAAUGGUUGAUUUUAUGUACUAUGGUGAAGUAAAUGUUUCACAAGAACAACUUCCGCAUAUAUUAAAAACAGCAGAAAUGUUAAAAAUAAAAGGUUUAGCUGAAAUGCCUGCAGAUGCUGCAACACUAACAAAAUCCGAUAAUAAAGUUGAUCACACAGAUCAGUUGCAGGGAGGUGGAGGUUUAGGUACUGAUUCGUUAUGGGGUAACGCUGAAUCACAAUUUCAACAACAGCAACAGCAGCAGCAGCAGCAACAACAGCAGCAACAGCAGCAACAACAACAGCAACAACAACAGUCACAACAUCAUUUGCAUGGGAAUCCACAACAAGGCAAUCAAACCCAAAGUCUUCAUCAAUUAAGAAGAACUCCUUCACCAGGCUCUAUAUCUUCGCCAGUAUCCCGUAAAAAACGUGCAAGGAAAACUUCAAAUAAUGGGCAGACAGUCGACAUAAAUAAUAAAAAUUGUAAUAUCGAUCAGUCAACUAAUAUAAAUUUAAAUCAGAUAAAUCAAAUACCGUUUAGUAAUAAUACGAAUGUAACCCAAACUUUACAUACAAAGAUUGUGAAAGAAAUAUCUACAUCCGAUCAACAACAAGAAGCUUCAUUAGAAGAUAUUGAUUCUCACCAACACCAUAUUAAACCAGAAAAUGAUAUAGGAGUACAGCAAACGAUGCAGCAAGAUAUUUCUGGUGCAACGUCACCAUCAGAUUAUGGUACAACAAGGGUUAGCUCUCAGCCGCAAUCGGCUCAUUCUGGAGUGCAAUGGACAGUUGUUGAUUCUAGCUAUAACCCUAGAUUUUCCUUAUCGUCAUGCCAAUCUGGGAUGUCAUUAUCAGGUAAUGGAGCUGGAAAUGAUAAUCAAGAUAGUGGAAAUAAUUCAAACAAUGAUGGAAAUGAAAAUCAUGCUAAUGAUUCUACAAAUCCACAAAAGCCAACGGCAAAUAAUUCUGUAACAAAUAAUCAGCAGCAACAAGGCCACAUUCAAAUUCCCUAUCAAGAUUCACAAUAUUCAUCUCAAAUUAUUUCUGUUAACAAUUUAGUGGGUGGAUAUUCUCAACAUCAGCAACAACAGCAGCAGCAAACACAACAGCAACAGAAUAUAUCCACUCCAACGUCACCAAAUGAAUCAACUAUGGUACAAUCGGUUUAUAGCCAAGGGCCGACGCCCACACCGUCUCCAGUAUCCCAUCAAAUUUCUCAAUCCAGCUCAUCUACUCGAAAUGCUACUUCAACAGUGGCUGUUGUUGCGGCCUCAAUAGCAUCCACCCCCACUGCUAAUAAUACUUCAUUAAACAGUUCAAUACAAAAUUCGUCAAAUUCAAAUAAUUUUUCAGGAAGUAAUGCAUCAGGUAAUAGCUCUACAGGUGGUAAUAAUGUAUCGAUGAUAAUAGGGACAUCAGGAACAAGCGGAGCACAGCAACAACAGCAGCAACAACAGCAGCAACAGCAGCAGCAGCAAGGUACAUCAUCCUCGGUUGUUAAAAGAAAACGUUCAGUAAAUCCACAAGCGGAUGAAAAUUUUAUUAAAGCUUUGGAAGCAGUACGCACCGGUGGUAUUGGAUUUUGUAAAGCAGCUCGAAUAUAUGGUGUUAACAAUCGUACGUUAUGGUUAGAAUAUAAGAAAAGAGGUUAUUUAAUUAGUCGACCAAGUAUAAAAAAUCGUAUUAAAUUAGAGCCAAAUAUGUCACCGCAGCCACCAUCAACACCAACAAAUGAAGAAACUAGUAUUGAAAAUUAUGAACAUCUAAAUCAGUCAGCUUUAAACAUACAAGUACCGCCACCAUCUGAAACACCAACGCCCAUAAUGUGUACGCCUCAUACACAUAUGGGGGUUAUGAGUUUUUUGGAUACGCGACAUAUUUCUGAAUUUCAAACCACUACAGGAAUUCAUUCAAUGUCAAGGCAACGGUACACGGACACUGGUUCAGUAAAUGUUAAUUCUGGAGCAAUGAACUUACAAGGAUUAAAUUUUAACUCAAUGUAGAUUAUAGUUUUAUCAGAUAAAAUCAUUCGUUUACCUUAAGUUUAAAAUAACUAAACUAAUUUUUUUUAAGUAUAACCUCUGUUUAUUGAUUAAUUUGUGUCUUUUAUUUUUGUAUUGUAAAUUUAAGUAUAAGGACUUUAAUGAAUUAAAAACUAAAAUUAAACAAAAAAAAAUAGAAAAAAAAACGAAAACACAUAAAAAAGUUACAUACACUAAAUAAGUAACGGGAAAGAUAAAUUACUGUAAUAAUUUUUAAAAAUCCCGAUUUUAGAAUUCAUAAAGUUAUAAAUCGUGCUUGUAUAUAUAUAAAUAUAUAUAUAUAUAUAUGCGCAUAUAUACAUAUAUCAUGUAUAAAACAUUGAAAUGAAUAUUAAAAGAAAAAUAUUUCAAUAAAGAAUGUCCCAGAAAAUUGUAAUUCAUUAUGUGCGAAAAGGCAUUUUAUUAAUUAAUUUGUUUUAGCUUCAGUUUUUCACAAAAAAAAUAUUAAAAAAAAAAUAAUUGUAACACUUUAUUAUUCCUGAUUUUUAUUUAAAAAAAAUUUUGUUUUUAAAAAAUUACAUAGUAUAUUUUAAAAUAUAUCAAUAGGUUAAAAAGUUUUAUAUUUUUAAUUAUUGCUUUUCAAUUUCCUUUACUUGGUUGAACACUUUAAUUUGUUUUGAACACUUAUUUUAAAAUUUGAUUUGCUUUCUACAUGCUAAUAAUAACAUUAAAACAUAAUUCAAGAAAAAUUCGAUUUCAGAAGAGUAUUGUCCACUUAACAAAAGUCAUAUAUGUAUGUACCCGUUCCCCAUUUCAACAUAAAUGGCACGACAAGUUUAAAAUAAUUAUUUUAUUUUCAAUACCAUUUAUAUUAUGAUGAUUUCAUAAACAAUUAUAUAUAAUUAAAAAUAUUGACUUAUAAUUUUUACUAAAACUUUCAAUUGUAGUUUUCAAUGUUGUCAAAAAAAAUGUGAGAAAGAGGAAAUUUGUUAUUUUGAUAUAAAUUAAUGAUACACUUAAAACCACAAUACUGCCCAAACCCAUUUUUAAAAGAAAAAUAGCUUUCAUUUUUGUGUUAUCUUUUUAAAAUUAAUUUAAAUGUAUGUUUACGUCCAUAUACUUUUUAUAACACUUUGUCAUAGCGUAAAAUCCUGUAGGCUGUUUCCAUUCCAUUGCCAAGCAGUUUCAGUAUUUUUACAUUUCUAUGGUUAACUACAUAUUUAAACCAGGUUUAAUGAAAAAUGCUCGGAUAUGGAAACUGAUCUAAAUAUAUUUAUAUAAGAUAACAUCCACGAAUGAACUCUUAAAAAUGAAAAGUUAUUUAAGUGCUUGUUAAGUUCAUACAUAUAUAAAACAGAAUCUGAGUUUUUUUUUCUUAGAUCUAAGGUUUUCGUACACGAAAUAAAAAUAUAUAUGUUAUUUUUUGUGUUUAAGGAUGAAACAUCUUUCAAAGUAAU
Messenger RNA from Condylostylus longicornis, 3809 nucleotides. RefSeq names its product broad-complex core protein isoforms 1/2/3/4/5. NCBI's taxonomy places the organism in Eukaryota, Metazoa, Arthropoda, Insecta, Diptera, Dolichopodidae. Gene Ontology annotation, cellular component: nucleus. The record is from RefSeq and is a predicted model, not a curated record. Bases 145 to 2373 code for a protein of 742 amino acids. The transcript has a single exon. Gene Ontology annotation, biological process: regulation of transcription by RNA polymerase II. Gene Ontology annotation, molecular function: protein binding; DNA binding.